Zootermopsis nevadensis is the source of this 2951-nucleotide messenger RNA. NCBI's taxonomy places the organism in Eukaryota, Metazoa, Arthropoda, Insecta, Blattodea, Termopsidae. The record is from RefSeq and is a predicted model, not a curated record.
GCCGUCGUCUGGGUUGUAACGCCAUGUAAGUGCAAAAAGGUUAAAAAUGUUGGCAAAAUUGUGUUUUAAGGGUUAUUUGCCACGUCGCAUAGGUUACCUGCCUGUAUGAUUAAUGGUUUUGGACCCGGAAGGCUUGGUAGAGGUCACGUUUAACCUUCCCCCACUAUGUAAGAUCCAUGAGUUAUGACGGAUGUUUUGUUUUUAUCUGUGGCAACUUUCCAUGCAGUUUCAAUCAACUAUUAAAAGAGAGCGCGCAAAUAAAUUCAGUCAGGCCCCGGGGUUAGUAUGCAGUUUGUGUUGCGUGGAAAAGUGUAAGGUUGUUACGGGUUUUAUAUUAGAAGAACAGGUUCUUUUUGUCCUAAAGAAGUACCGUAUAUGCAUACUGACCUUUUCAAUUAUUUCAUAAUGUCAUAUACUGAAGAUUACAUCAAGUCAAAAUUGCAAAAGGAGCUUGAAGCAACUCAUAUUGAAGUUCAUGAUGAAUCUGAUGGUUGUGGGGCAAAGUUUAGUGUCCUCAUUGUGUCAGAGAAGUUUGAAGGGAAGCCUCUGCUGCAGAGACACAGGUAGAUACAAGUGUUUGGAGGUGAAGCCUAAUGUCUGAGGGAAAACUAAUAGUUACUAAUCCUGUCAAGAAAUUUUUAACCUUUACGGAACCUGAAAAUUUAUUACUGUUGUCACAGUAACUGGCAUGAGAGCCUUUGAAAUUGAAUCUUGUCUAAAUAAUAUUUAAGAAUUCAGUCCAUACCACAAAGAAAACGCAACUUCACCAUUAGAAGACCAGCUAGUUAGAGAUUGGUUAACUCCGUAUUAGAAGAGGAACUGAAGACUAUUCAUGCCUUCUCUCAGAAAACAUUUACAACACAACAGUGGGAAAAACUAAAGAAUGCUUAACUAAGGCAGAAUCUUUAGUUACUAUAACAUCAGUUUCAUAAUUUAUUUAAAGGAUAUAUUUAUCACAUUAAUGCAUGGCACUGACUAUAACAGUAAGGUUAUAAAAAGUCACAUCGUAUCAUUUAUUCUGAAGCGAAGUUCAGAGAAAUCUUGAUCAUUGUCAAAUAGUUAGACAAGAUGGUACCAGUCAAACAUCCUCUGGCUUUCACAGUUUCAGCACCUGGGAAGGUUAUUCUCCAUGGUGAGCAUUCAGUAGUUCAUGGUAAGACAGCAUUAGCUGCAAGUUUAAAUCUCCGCACAAAAGUUACACUCAAAGAAACAGACAGUAUUGAUGGGAACAUUAGCCUCGAUUUGCCAAAUAUCGAUUUGAAACAUGUCUACGCUGUUCUGGAGUUAAACAAUGUUUUCCUUUCUAAGCUACCACCACUGCUAAACGGUUCCCAAUGUGAUUUUAAUCUCUGUAAUCCAGAGCUCAUCAAUACCAGGAAGUUCAUAGAAACAUUGCGUGAAUACGUUCUGAAAUCCUUGAAAUUGGAACAGCUCCCAUUUCAACAAGAAUGUGCACUUAUUACCUUUUUAUUCCUGUACACAGGAAUAUUUUGUAGUGUGAAUAUUCAGAUACAGCCAUUCAUCAUAGAAGUCGUCUCAGACUUGGCUGUCGGUUCUGGUGCUGGAAGUUCUGCAGCUUUCUCUGUCUGUCUCUCUGCUGUAUUAAUUCAUUACAUCCGUUCUAAGAUAUCUCUCAGUGGCAUUACUAGCAAAAAUAUUUCAAAGGAAGGUUAUAAAGAUAUGGAAAUGACAGUUGAUGAUUUAACCAUGUUUUCUGCAAAAGAAAAAGAAUUGAUUUCCCGCUGGUCCCUGAUAGGUGAGAAGAUAAUGCACGGGAAUCCUUCUGGAAUUGAUAAUGUUGUAUGCACCUUUGGUUCAAUUGUAAAGUUCAGGAAGGGGGCAGAGGGACAGGGUCCACUCUUAGAACGUGUACAAGGAACAGCAAAGUUGAAGAUUCUUCUGGUAGACAGCGGAGUGAGAAGAGAUACUGCUGGGAUGGUAGCUAAAGUGUCGGAGCGUCUAAAGCACUACCCAGAAGUGGUGCAGUCGACACUGGAUGCCAUGGACGGCAUUGCUAUAGCUGCUGCAGACAUAUUAACGCAGCUUGGAGAGUCAGAUGCCAAAAAUGACGAUGCACUUGAACAACAGAAUUCUCUUCAUACAAAACUGGAGGAAUUGGUGGAUAUGAACCAAGCACUUCUGAAAGCUUUGGGUGUGUCACAUCCAUCACUAGAUCGCAUCUGCAGUACCGUCUCGAAGUGUGGCCUCCAUGCGAAACUGACAGGAGCUGGUGGGGGCGGUUAUGCUUUUAUCUUGCUUCCAGUUUGUUCGAGUAAACAGACAAAAGUACAGCAAGUGAAGUUGCGGCUGCAACAAAAGGGAUUUGUCUGCACUGAAACAGAACUGGGAAGUGCCGGUGUAACUGUCUCAAACUUAAUUUAAUAAGGAGUGUGUUGAUUUUUGCUGGUGGUGGGCAUGCUUUUUCUUAUUAUGUAGAUCAAGACUUGUACUGAGCAGAUCAAAUUGUUUAAUCUUUUAACUGCCAUUUGGGCUAUAUUAUCUGCACACAAGAGGUAUUAAAGAUUAAUAUGAAGUGUUUGUUUUAAAGUGUUAACAACAUGCUCUUUAUAAAAUAAAAGUUUUAAGUGUUUCAUAAUAGUAGUGAAUUUUUGUGGCUUGGAAAAAACAGUGUAAACAUUCCUGGUAUAUGAGUCCUUUGUUAAUGAUGUCCAGAAGAAUUACAGCCUCUCUUCAUUGGUAUUGUACAUUCAGUUAAAACGUUCCCCACACAUGUUAGAAGGCAACAGUUGAUAUCAGCAGACUAAUUUUACUUUAUGUCACGAGGAAUCAUCCUUCUGCUUGCUGGAUCUAUUUUCUCCAGCAAAAAUGCUUCUCUUACAGAAGUUACAUUUUCAGGAAGACAUCAAAGCCACAAGAGCUCAUAUACAUUAUAUGUGAUAAGUAUUCAGAGUUUUAUAUGUUGUGAGUAAAUAUAAUCCUUAUAGAUGGUC